Diorhabda sublineata is the source of this 5081-nucleotide messenger RNA. RefSeq names its product BSD domain-containing protein 1-like. The coding region runs from base 190 to 1128 and encodes 312 amino acids. Lineage: Eukaryota; Metazoa; Arthropoda; Insecta; Coleoptera; Chrysomelidae. The transcript is spliced from 8 exons. The record is from RefSeq and is a predicted model, not a curated record. Gene Ontology annotation, cellular component: cytoplasm.
UUUGACAGCUAAUACCAAUAAUAUUGCUAUCUUCAUAUAUAUAAUAAACUUGUCUUGUGUCAUGGCUGUUGAAAGUUUGUUUGUUGGAAAAAAACAAAAAUAAUUUUCCUUGACCUGUCAAGCACGAUUACUAUCAAUACAUUUUCCUAAAUUAAUUGUGUAAUUUAUUAACAUAAGAUUUUACAAAUAAUGGGCGAACAGAACGAAAACAACUGGUUCGGUUCGUGGUUAAAUGCUGCAAAGAAUAAGGGUUCAGAAGUGUUAGAAUUUGUAAAGAAAGAUUUAGAAGAAUUUGGAACAGCUGUUAAAAAUGAAGCAAGCAGUGUUGUAUCUUCUACAGGAGCAGUUCUUGAGAAAACACUUAGUUUGGAUUCUCCUUCAUCGACAGCUAGCAACAUGAAAAGAAGCAUCAGUUCAUUAAUGGGACAAGUGAACAGUGUUUUAAAUCCUAGUCCUGAUGAUUCAGAUGCAGAAAUGUUGAUAGUGGAAAACUCGGAAACAGUUACUUUAAACAAAUUUCAGAAAGCACUUUAUGAACUACAAAAGGAUCCCAUUACUUUUUUGGAGGAUCCAGGUGAAAGUUUACAAAAACAAUAUAAUUGUUGGUUAGAAAUUAUAGAUGAUCAGUUGAAUGACGAUCGAAUAGCAAAACAUGUUAACAGCUCAGAAGUCCUUAAAUGUCACUAUGCUAAAUUAGUUCCUGAUGUUGUAGAGCAUCAAACUUUUUGGAAAAGGUACUUAUUUAAAAAAGCUUUAUUAGAAGAUGAGCUUGCAAGGCAGGAAGCUUUGGAAAAACGGGAGCAAAAGGAAAAACAAGUAACAGAAGAAAGUCUCAAAUGGGAACAAGAAGAUUUUGCAGCAGAUAUAGAAUUAACCGAAGAGGAACAGAUAAAACUUUUAGAACAAUAUGAAAACGAAAGAAAAACUAGUCCGAGAUCUAAAUUACCAAUAGGGGAAAAAAUAAAAAUUGCACAUGAUUCGCCUAAAAAGAAAGAGAAUAAGGAAGUGGAAAGUCCGCAAUCGACAAAAAUCAAUAAGAAUGAUUCAAAUGAUAGUUUAAGAAGUACACCAAGUAGCAACAGUAGUUUAGAUGGAGAUUGGGAAAAAAUAAGUGAUACAGACAAGUAAAUCUAUAUUGAAAAAAAAUAGCUUUGGAAAUCUCAACAUGUAGCUGAAUAUUUUUUUGAUACAAAAAAAGUGAAGUUGUUUUGUACUAGUUAUUAGUAAAUUAUAUUCUCAAUAUAUGUAAACUUAUAUUUCUUGGGAUAGUCAAGAGUUCAACUAAUUACGUUAACUCCUCUUUAUAUUGUUAUAAUCACUCUUUUCUUCAGUCUUCCUCAGCUUUUUUAAAGAUGAAGUGGCAACCUCCCAAAUGACUAAGUAGGAAUGAAGAAAAAAGGAAGUGACAGAAGAAAAUUUUUAGAUUUUUAAAAAUAUUCAAUUCCAUUAGUAUUUCAAACAACUCUCCAUUAAAUCUUUGAUAUAAUUAAUAUUUCAGAAUAGUUUUAAUUUCCUCUUUUACAAUAUAAUAAAACUUUCACUAAGCUUUGUCUUUGUAGCAAUGGCUUAACUGGAUUGAUCAUCACAAUAAUCAAGUCCUGUAUGUUGAAAAAUUGAUUCCACUCUUAUUACUCUUCUUCGUCAUUUAAUCUUCAUCGUGGUAAUAUAUUUCAAAUGUAUCAGUCACCUAAAUAUUAUAGCUCCUCUAUAUUAAACUACCUUCUCUAAUUAUUCACAUAUCUUCUUCACCUGAUAGUAUAUCUAAUAAAAAGGGACUUUCUUCUACAUUAGGUAAUAAAAGGAAUACAAACCUUAAAAUGGGCGCUGAACAUACUGUUUACAUUACCACUACACCAACAGUCACAGUUAUACUGCGUUUCGAUAACAAAGUUAUCAUCUUCAGAUGCUUCGGUCUCUGAUGACCAUAACUUGGGUAUCGAAACGCGCGUCAGACAGUGUGAGUGUGGAGAUGGGGGUAGUGUAAAUAGUGUGUUCAGUAUUAAUAUCACUUACGGUUCCAAAUAUUCCUACCUAUAUCAAGUGGGUGAAUUGUGAAUCUCAUUCUUUCAAAUUCCUGCCAAGCGGUUUCAAUUAUGAAAUUUAUUAGAGAUUGUGAAAGUGGAACACAAAAUAUAUACUAUUGAUGUAAAUAUAUAUUCUAAGAUAUUGGAAUUAUUAAUUUCGUCUCCAUACUACAUAAAUAAAGGGUAGUAUAAUUUUGAAGGGAUUAUUGCCUCAUACUUUUCUAAAUUUCAAUUAUUUCAAAAAUUGUUUCUUAGAAGUUUUUGUAGAAAAAAGGUGCUCUUGUAUCAGUUUGAUAGGUAUGACCAUUUUCUAUUUAUUUAUUCUCUAUGUAUAGUUAAAUUGUGGAUGAUCAAGGAUCAUUGUACACAUAGGCCUUCUGGUUAGAUUAAGUUAGACCCGUCGUGUCCUGUUUAAGGGGAGCAGUUGUUUGGUAAGAGAGCAUACUUUCGCAUAGACUAAUGAGAUAUGUAAUAGGAACAUUUUCGGCUAAACUAUGAACGAGUUUUGGACCUAUUGGUGGACCCAAUCAGAUGAGUGAAUCAGUCAAGUUCUCGUGCACCUAAAGAAGCUAGAUCUCGAGCCAUUAGGCCACUCUAAAAGCAGAAACAAAUAGGUUUUUAUGGAUUUUUUCAGAUAUACUACAGAACAAAGGGAUAUAACAUGAUUGUAUUUUUCAUAUCAGUGACUGCUUACAAUAGUUUUUUUGAAGUGAUUUAUUUCAAAAUGGCGGCGUACUGCGUUUUUGCUGUUUUUUUCAGGGUUCACAGCUGGACUCACACCUCCUGUAAUUUUUUUAUCAUUAAUUAUUUUGAUUAUCUAUAAUAACCGCUAUAGAAAUAAGUGGGACUUUUUCAAUUUAUUGAUUUUUGGCCAAAUGAUGCACUUCUAAAGUAGAAAGUGAAAAGCCUAAAAAAUCAUCAGAUAAUUGUUAAUAACAAAUUAACUAUGCAAUAUAAAGAAAAAAAUCUCAUGUACUUCCAUAAUUUAAAGUCAAUCAGUUAAAAAUUGUUUAAGUUAUGUUCAUGUACCUAGCGUACCUAAAAAAUGCAGUAUUGCGAUAAACUUGUUUAAAAUUUUGGGUAUUAGAGAAUUAGGAAUAAUUUUACACUAUCUUUAAUCUUCGAUGCCUGCACCAUACAAUUAGCCUUCCAGAUUAUCUUCCUGUCAUUGCAUUUCUUUUCUACUUGAUUCUGGAACAAUCUGUGUACCCUAUCAUAUCGAUCUCUCUACAAGCUUUAUGCGCUAUUUGUCGAUCUUUAGGCACACAUUUAGUAGCUGGUUGGGCCGAUUAAUUGCCUUCAUAUCUUUGGUCUCUUGAUGUUGCAAAACGAUCAAUCAGGAAGUGUAUGUGUGUGGGUGUGUCAACUAACGUCUUUCUCAAAUGUUUGACUAUGCCUAACUGACUGAAAGAUACGUUCGACAAGUCUAAACUCGUCUAAGACUAGUCAGGAUAACAUCUGCCGUAACUCACAAAAGGAAUUUGAUGUAGACCAGACGACCUUUUACUAAAAUUCGUAAACCGAGUAAGGUUUGUCCUGGCGAUAAUCUUUUGGGGUGGUAGGAGACCAUUUAAAAUGAGAAAAUAGGGUGGUAUAAACACUUUUUAAUCUUCUAACACAAGACUGGACCACCCGUUAAGCUUGGAUAGCAGCUUUGCUGUCCUAAACGACCUUUAUGUUCCUUUUUUCUCACUUCACCCCACUUUAUCACUAUUGGUAAACACAAGUCAAUAAUAACACAGGAAGUGGUGUCGACUAGCGUCUUCCUCAAAUGCUUGGUUAUGCCUAUCUGACUGAAAGAUACGUUCGACAACUCUUAAUUUGAAAAUAGAGUACUGAAAGGUCUGUCCUGGCCUAAAUCUUUUGGAGUCCUAGGAGACUAUUUAAAAUGAGAGAAUGAAAAUCUAUUCGUCACUUCUAGGGUGGCCUAAGAACUUUUUAACCUUUUAGCACAAGACUGGACCAUAUUAUUUCAUCCGUUAAGCUUGUAUAGCAGCUCUGUUGUCUGAGCUGAAGUCUACUCCUGUCAAGCCAUUAAUCCUGGAAUAAUAUUUGUACCAGUUAGCCCCAUUAUUUAGUAUUAAGGGUGUAGAGUGUUAUACACGUAUGUUCCUGUAAGCAUAAUGAAAAAUUCUUCAUGGCUUUAUUUUUGUAAAAUACAUGAUUACUUUUAUCUAGGGAACUACCUUGUAUGCUAAUGGGAUGGAAUAAGUGACCUCAAAUCAAUUAUUGAUGUCUUAUAAUCAAAAUAUGAAUUUUAUAACCAUAAACGUUUGGCAAGUAUUUAAAAAAAGCUUCUCAAUUUAUCCUUUUGAAUUAAGGAUUUGUAUUUCUCUUAUCAUAAAGUUUUAGAAGUAAGUGUUAAUAGAAAGUGCCGUUUUUUUGGAUGUACUAGAUCUAGAGAUUUAUGGAACAAUUUCUUUAUAGCAUAUGUGACAUAUAUGACAAAAUAUUACGAAACAAUAAAAUUUAACUACUUGUCCUACUUUCCAGUUACUUUUUUCAAUUAUUGAUUACAGUGCUUUUUUUGUCACUUAUUAUGUUAUCGAAUGUUUUAUUGUCAUCAUUCUGUGGUAACAGUAUCAGAUCAUUUACAGUUCUAUCAAACUCUAAGUUGAAUCCGUUUCUUUUUUAGUAUAUUUCGAUACAAUAGCUGUUUAUAUUUUACCAAACUGCUAAAAUAUGAACAAACUAUAAUAUAAUUUUGUGUUACAUAUAUACUUAUCUCAAAAAUAGAGUUAACCGGUUGUAUUAAGAGUCCGGUGGCAGGUUUAUUAACACUGCUUUUAUUUUGUGGCAUACAGAUACAUGUUGUCCCUUCUAAAUACCGAUUAAAAUUAUAGUAAUUAAUUAUAUAUACUAUUGUAAUCUUAUUUAAAUUAUCCGUUUGCAUUUUCCGAGAUAAUGGAUAUCUAGUUUAUUGUUAAAUAUCUAUUUUGUAUUUAUUAUUUUAACAACUCGGUACGAUAUUUUUAAUCAUAAAAAUCAUGUACCUUGUCCUAUUACUUAUGAUAGUAUAUUUUAUAAAAUGUUCGAUGAAAAAUAUAAAUAUUACUA